GAAAAAAAAAAAACAGUAAUACCGUCUGAGGAAACACCGCCGCUUGUGGAGAUAGAAGCCAGACUUUCGCCUUUUCCCGCUGGCCCUCGCCGCUCCAGUCCCGUCACCAGGCGAGAUCCGCGGUGGGGGCGAGAGAGGAUGCGUUCAGGCUGCGAACUGCGAAGGGAACCGGGAGAUGAUAUCAGCAGCAUUAGCAUCAGUAUCAACGGGGCGCUAGGCUAACCUCUCCCUCCAACUCCCAAUCCUCAGUACUACUAAGUUACUACCACCACUAGCACCACCACUCUCUCCACAACCACCUCGCUUUUUUUCGUUACCCCCCUCGCGGAAAAAGCAAUGCUCGCGUGAGGGAUGAGGCUGGAGAGAGGCACGCCAGGCCAGAGCCGCGGCCUACAUCUCCUUCCCUUAGCCGGGCUCACCACCGCUAGAGCAAGAGCAGCAUCCGCCAACGCUUUGCCACUAUCACAUCGGCAUCUUUGGUCAGUGAGGAGAUCCAGGAGCAUGAGCAGGACUCUGUGUGGCGAGAGCAGAUGUCAGGGUACAAGCGCAUGCGGCGGCAGCACCAGAAGCAGCUGAUUGCCUUGGAGAACAGGCUGAAGGCCGAGAUGGAUGAGCAUAAGCUCCGGCUGCAGAAGGAAGUGGAGACCCAGGCCAACAACACCUACAUUGAACUGGAGCGUCUGGCCAAGAAACAGACUAUCCAGAUGGAGAAGGAGAUGAAGGCAUCAGCCGCAGAGGAGAAGAGAAUCCAGCAACAAAUCUUGGUCCAACAGAAGAAGGAACUGACCACCUUCUUGGACACACAGAAGAAGCAGUACAGGUUGUGCAGAGAGAGGAUGAAAGAGGAAAUGAAUGAGGACUCCAGUACACCAAAGGAGGAGAAGCAAGAGCGCUUGUCCCGCCACAAGGAGACGGUGCAACGCUCCCAGGCCGAGGAGGAAGCACAGCUGCUGAACCAGCAGAGGGUGGUCUACGAGAGGAGUUGUCGUGCUCUAAAGAGACGAAGCCUCAUCAAAAAGCAUGAGUUAGAGCAGGAGCAAAUGAGGGAGGAACUGAACAAAAAGAAAAACCAGAAGGAGAUGGAGCACGCUUUGAUGAUUCGGCAGGACGAGUCCACCCAGGACCUGGAACGUCGGCAGCUGGAGAGCCUGCAGAGGUUGCGCAUGGAGCUGAUCCGUCUGCAGCACCAGACUGAGCUGGAGAACCAGGAGGAGUACAACAACCGCCGCCAGAGGGAGCUGCACAGGAAACACGCUCUGGAGCGCCGGCAGCAGCCCAGAAACCUCAAGGCAUUGGAGAUGCAGAUCAAAAAACAAUUCCAGGAUACUUGUAAGGUUCAGAAUAAGCAGUAUAAAGCUCUGAGGAACCAUCAGCUUGAGGUCUCGCCCAAGAGUGACCACAAAGCCCUGCUGAAAUCUCUGAAAGAAGAGCAGACCCGAAAACUUGCAGUGUUGGCAGAACAGUAUGAGCAGAGCAUUAAUGAAAUGAUGGCCUCACAGUCGCUACGUCUGGAUGCUGAGCAGGAGGCAGAGUGCCAGGCCUUGAAGCGGCAGUUGCAGCAAGAGAUGGAGCUUCUGGACGCCUACCAAAGCAAGACGAAGGCGCAGACUGAGGCCCAGCACGAGCGGGAGGUGCAGAAGUUGGAGCAGAAGGUGUCCUUGCGCAGGGCUCACUUGGAACAGAAAAUUGAAGAGGAGCUGGCUUCACUUCAGAAAGAACGGACAGAAAAAAUCAAGCAUUUAUUUGAGCGCCAAGAGCGGGAAUUGGAGACAUUUGACGCAGAGAGUGCCCGACUAGGAUUUGGAAGCUUAGCCUCGUUUGACUUUCCCAAGGAGGACGACAGAUGAUCGAACCCAGGCUGACGUGACCAUACAGUGCUGAUGUCUGUGGAUGCAUUGUGCCUGUUCUGUCCCUGACUGUUGGAUUUAACCAAGAUCACCUUUACAGUGACUAUGCUGGAUCAGUCUUACUGGCUGGGGGAAGCUCUCUGAAAUUGUUAAGAAAGUAACCAGCUACCAACAAGAGUGACUUUGGAGCGCAAAAAGCAAAAGGGAUCAAUCUAGACAAACUGACCUUUUCUCCAUGCCGUUGACCCACUUUUGGUAUAAAAUCAGUAAUUCAGGAUAUUUUAGUACAAGUAAGCACUUUGAUAUGUUUAAGUAUGAACCCAACAUGUAAAGUGAACAUAUUGUGCAAAAAAUGCCUUUGGUGUUAUCAAAGGACAUUGCGACUGUAGAAUGUGUCCUCUGUCUUCACCGUGGCUAUUAGCUGUUUUGUCUUUGUUUAUCACAGCGAAUGUGAAUUCUGUUGACGAAAGCUGUAUGCAAAAGCAGGUUUUGAAACAAUGUCUGAUUUUAAAAUAUAGUGAAUAUACUGAGAGCAUUCGGUUUCUUCAUAUCGUGGUAGAACGCCUUUUUUUUGAAAAAGGUAAAAAAAAAAAGUCUAAAUGAUAUAAUUUAUUCAUUGUUCAGUAUCCUAAAUUAAUUGGCAUUAGUUUUAUCAGGGUGUGAAUUUAUUACAAUCAAUCAAUUCUGUCAGACUCCUUACUGGUAUUAUUGCAUGCACUUUAAAAGACAAAUUCAGGUUGUGAAGUGGAGCAUGGAUCUAUCAGAGAUUUUAGCUGUCUGUAAAUAAAAGUGGUCCAUAGCAGUUUUGUUUUCAUGGCUAUUGAUACUGAACAUAAGCUUUAUCUUUGAUAUGAAAAAUUGCCAAAAUUGCCAAAAGCCUUUUGUUAUGUUGAUGAAUUAUUUAUUUGUUUGUUUGUUUGUUUAUGUAUUUUCUUUUGCCUAGGCAACAUCAUUGUUUGUUGAGUUGUGAUUCAUUCAAUGUAGAGUUCUAACUGCUCUUGUACAGCGAAAAAUGGUGCAAUUUGUGUUGUAAAAAUUUUAUAUAAAUAUUUGUAUAUGAUAACCUAAAUAGGGGGUUUACAUAUGUAUUGGUCAGUCGUUGCCAACAGAAAUAUAGUGAAGUCUUAUUCAGCGGAGACAUAAGAAGGGAAACUAUUUUUCUAAGCAAAACAGGGAGGGACAUUGCCCGUUUCACUUAUAAUUUGACAAUGUAAUGUGACAAUGUAAUGUGCUCUGAUGAGGCUCUGAAUUGCCAUCUGGCAGGAUUCUUGGCUGGCUGGCAUUUAAGUGAGCAACAACUUAAGAAAAAUAACCAUUUAAAAGUAAUUUCUCGAAAGUGGCACUUUUACAAAAAAAUUCUAAUCUUUAAGAAAGGAUUAUAUGGGGUGGGGACAAUUCAUAUCUUUUUAAGCCCUAAAAAAAAAGAUUCAUAUCUUUUUUAAACUCACAUCACACUAUGCAUACCUGGCACAUAAAAUGUUCUCUAACUCAAACUAUGGGACACCAUUCAGUUGAGUAUUUUGUGACUGUCAUUACAGGCCUCUUUUCAAACAAAGCCAUUGUUGAAACUGCCAUUGCACAAGUGAACUGAUGUUUUAACUAAUAAACUCGAUGAAUUU
Messenger RNA from Colossoma macropomum (tambaqui), 3466 nucleotides. It is a transcript of the gene taok3b, whose product is annotated as TAO kinase 3b. The transcript is spliced from 8 exons. The record is from RefSeq and is a predicted model, not a curated record. Gene Ontology annotation, biological process: execution phase of apoptosis. Lineage: Eukaryota; Metazoa; Chordata; Actinopteri; Characiformes; Serrasalmidae. Bases 531 to 1847 code for a protein of 438 amino acids.